This is a messenger RNA of Drosophila takahashii, 4998 nucleotides long. RefSeq names its product lethal (3) malignant brain tumor (gene l(3)mbt). Gene Ontology annotation, cellular component: nucleus. The record is from RefSeq and is a predicted model, not a curated record. Gene Ontology annotation, biological process: negative regulation of DNA-templated transcription. Gene Ontology annotation, molecular function: zinc ion binding; chromatin binding; histone binding. NCBI's taxonomy places the organism in Eukaryota, Metazoa, Arthropoda, Insecta, Diptera, Drosophilidae.
AGCGGACAGCAUCUCAGUAGCCUCCAUUAUCCUGGUUUCCACCUCCUCCGCGGCUGUACAUUUUUUGGCUCCGCGGGCAAAACGGAAAACCGUGAGGGUAAAUAACCCACCCAGAAUAACCGUAAAUAUUUAAAACAAAUUCGCCAAAUUACGCAUUAAAAAAUACCAACACUUGGUAUAUAAAUUUAAAACGGGAAAUACACACGAUGAGUGCCAAUAAACGCGCGAAAACAAUAACUUUAAACGGAAAACUUUAAAAACAAAGGGCUUUCGAAAAACUAAAAAGGUGAUAAGCUAAAAACAAAAUAUAAAUCACAAAUUGGUCUAGAAAUAAACCUACAAACCAAAAAACACCCAAGUCAAGAUUACAGAACACAAAAAAAAAAUACUAAACCCCGGUGCAGAGUGUAAAAUGCCAAAAACUUUUGUGCGCCUCAACGUACAAAAAUUGUAAAGACGCGAAAACAGGGGAAGAAAAUUCAGUUUCUUCUUUAACCGUUUCGAAAAUAAAUAAUAAAGAGAUAGACGGGGAGUGAAAAGCGGGAAAAUGCUGCCCCUUUCGAUGGCCACCGCGGAGGCCAAGCAGCUGCAGCGCGAGUUGUCCAUUUCGGUUGCGUCCGCCGGAGGAGGAGCAACUGCAACUGGUAGUCACCACAAUGGAGGCGUCUCCACCUCGUCCGUCGUCGGUGGAAACACUAAUAGCCUGCUCACACUGGCCCCACCUCGCAAGGAGGAGCUGCGCUUCCUGCCCCUCGCAUCCAUGGGAUCGAAUAAGACCUGCAACAUCACCAUCAGCAAUGUCGUCCAGCCCAUGAAAUCCAAACUGACGGCUGUGAAUUUGAAGAGCUCUGCAGGAGCAGGGGGAACUUCGAUUGUCGCAGGAGGAGGAGGAGCAGCUGCUCCCAUGUUCCAACUAGUGCCCAAUCCCAGCCAGCCUUUGGUGGCCAUCCUGGCACCCAAUCGCAAGACCACGCUGCUUGGAGGGAAUACAUCCAAUCCCCAACCGGUGGUCAUUAGAUCCGGAACUCCUUUGAACAAAAACAGCCUGACAAUCCAUAGCAAUGGCAUGGCCACCAUGACGCCUCUGGUGGCUCCACCACCAACUGGAGGAGCAUCAGGAACGCUCCUGGGAAAAACAGAGCUUCCACAGAAAUUGCAAGCGGCACCUGUGCCCAUUUCCAGUACGACGGCUCCGCCGCAAAUCUCCUUGCUGGCCAAUCCCCUCAAGCCACGUGCUCCAUUGAUACUCAGCAAGGUGGCGGUGGACAAGCUGCGUCUAAAGUUCAACCAGGCGAAGAACAAUCCCAAUUCUUUGGUGCUCCACAAGGCGGCGGCGACAGCGGCGGCGGCGGCUAAUCAUGUGAAGAAACUGGUGACGCUGCCGAAUAGCAGUGGCGAUAGGAUCACCCAGAGCAACAGCAGCAAUCCUGGCCAGCUAAAGACUGUGGUUCCGGUUAAAGCCAUGCCUGUGGUGGCGGAGGAACUGCCCACCAAUAACCACAUGAGCUUGAUUAAGGCCAAACCGGUGGUGAUGAAGGAGGUGCCCAAGAUUCCAACACCUCCUCCAGUUAGGGAGGAGCCCACACUUGAGCCCAAACCCUCUCCUAAUCCUGUGGAGAUAACCCCCAAUGGAGAGACCCCUAAGGAGAUCAAGCAACCUGUUCAGUUGGAGAAACCAGAGCCAAAGGAAUCUCCUCAAGAGAAGCCAUCAAAGCCCCAGGAAGCCGUGAAACUCCAGCCAUUAGUUCCCAAAGAAUCCCCAGAGCUCCUGCCAGUGGAAUCUCCCAAGGAAUCCCCCAAGCUGCAGCGCUCCAAGUCCUUUGUGGCCAUCAAGCCCUCUUGUCCAAUCGCCAACAGCGAGCGACGCCAUUCGGUGGCCAUAAUGGCCAAGGAAAUCGAUGUGAUUGAGCAGCCCAGUGCGCCCAUCGAGACCAUCACCAUAGAAGAUGACGAGGAGAGCGAGGAGGAGGAGCAAAAGGAGCCACAGAAAGAGCAGCCCAAGCAGAAGGAGAUUGUGAUGCCCAUUCUGCCCGCUGGGAUAACCAUUUCCACCACCAGCAGAUCGGCUAAUGUUAAACCAAAACCCGUGCGAAAAGAUUCCUCCGUGACGACAAUCUCCUCGCGAGGGAGUUCCUCCAGCAGCGAUGUGGAGGAGAUCUGUGCGCCUGGGAAAAGAAUCGAGGAGGAGCUAAGUUUACUGCCUGGCAUAAGCAUCAUUAAAGCAGAAUCUUUGAAGCAGUCCAAAGAGGACUUUGAACGCUCUUUGCGCUGCGAUGAACAGGUGCCUCAUACGCCACCUAAAACCUCCUCCUCUUCGUCCUCCAAUUCGGAAACAGCAUCGCCGCCUAAAGUGGUCGAAACUCCUCCUAUAAAGAACGGCAAGCGAUCCUACGACCAUGAUGCGGUCCCUCCGCCCGGCGCCAAGUCGAGUUCCCUCAAGAAGAGCAUGGUGCAGAACCUGGGCAUGCUGAAGUGGCGCGGCCAGCAGCCGGCCAACCUGCAGAACUCCACCAUCCGCUUCGAGCUGAAUCAGUUCAACCUGCUGCAGAUCAACGAGCGCUGUCCGCCGCGCCAGGGACCUGCUGCCUAUUUCGAGAGGGCUCUGUAUGAUCGUCCUGGUAGAAGGCCAUCGGGAAGCAUCCAUCCGCUGCUCUACCUUUGCCAGCGUUGCAACUGCCAUGGACCCGCCGCCGACUUUCUGGCACCACAUUACUGCUCCGUGGGCUGUGUGCGUCGCGCCCAGAAGCGUCGCCUGCCGCCGAGCAAUCAGAAGGACAGCAAGCUGAGUCGCACGGAGCAGGCAGCUCCUCCUCCGGCGAAGAGCCAAUCGAAAUCCCUGGCUGCCAUCCAAGAGCAGCUGGCGCAGCGCUCGAAGGAGAAGUCGCGUAAGCCCUUCCGCUGGAGCGAGUAUCUCAAAACCAAGGGCAAGGAUGUGGCGGCGCCCAUUCACCUCUUCCUCAAUCCCUUUCCCAUCAGCCCCAAUUGCUUCGAACGCGGCAUGAAGCUGGAGGCCAUCGAUCCGGAGAACUGCUCGCUCUUCUGCGUCUGCAGCAUCGUCGAGGUGCGCGGCUAUCGGCUGAAGCUCAGCUUCGAUGGCUACUCCUCGAUGUACGACUUUUGGGUGAAUGCCGACUCGCAGGACAUCUUUCCGCCCGGCUGGUGCGAUGAAACGGCCCGCGUGCUGCAGGCUCCCAAGGAUUACAACUCGGAGCGCUUUAGUUGGAGUCGCUAUCUGGUGAAGACGGGAGGAAAGGCGGCGCCUCGCGUGCUCUUUGCGCAUCUCAAUCUCCAAUCGCAAACGGGAGUGAGGAAUGGUUUUGCCGUUGGCAUGCAUCUGGAGGCGGAGGAUCUGAAUGAUACGGGAAAGAUUUGCGUGGCCACCGUUACGGAUAUUCUGGACGAGCGCAUUCGCGUGCAUUUCGAUGGCUGGGACGAUUGCUACGAUUUGUGGGUCCACGUCAGCUCGCCGUACAUCCAUCCAUGCGGCUGGCACGAGGGUCGCCAGCAGUUGAUAGUUCCUCCAGAGCGGCAAAAGUCUGCCUUCAAUUGGGAUGACUACAUAUCGGAGGUGGGGGGAAUGGCCGCCUCCAAGGAGCUCUUCUCGCCGAGGCAGCCGAUGGAGUACCAGGCCAGGAUGAAGCUGGAGGUGGUGGACCAGCGCAAUCCCUGCUUGAUCAGACCCGCCACUGUGGUCACUCGGAAGGGCUAUCGGGUGCAGCUCCACCUGGAUUGCUGGCCCACGGAGUACUACUUUUGGCUGGAGGAUGAUAGUCCCGAUCUGCAUCCCAUUGGCUGGUGCGAAGCCACCUCCCAUGAGCUGGAAACUCCACCUGGUUAUUUGCAGACUAAACCCUUAAUGCCCUGCGAUGUGGAUGGCUGUCGUGGUUAUGGGAAUGCCAAGAGGUUUAACUUGAAUGUUCAUGCUCUGCGGGAUUGCUGCCCUUAUGCGCCGGAGAACUGGCGACAGUGGCGCUCUAAAACAGUGAAGCCUCCUCGCGUGGCUCCUGAGCAAAUACGCCGGGGAUGGGGGACAAAGAAGCAGAAGCCACAAGCCAUUAAAGAGGAAAUCCAGCCAGAGAUUAGCCAACCCAAACCCGAAGUUGUUAAGCCGGAAACCAAGCGAAAAACGACGACGCCGCCUAAGGAAAAGGUUGUGAAGAAGCAGAAGAAGGAGCAGGCGGAGCAACUCCCCGAUCAACGUGGCCUCUCCAUAGCCAAGUCCUUUGUCAAGGAUUACGGACCGCAGUUCCUGCAAAACUAUCGCCUGUGGCAGCAGAAUAGCUCCUUUGAUGCGGACCAAGUGCGCACCAAUCCGCUGCACUGGACAAAAUGGGAUGUAUACGAGUUCAUAGAACGCGCUUUGGACUCGGCGGAUAUAGCCAGGUCCAUUUUAGACCAGGAUAUAGACGGAAGAGCCCUCUUAAUGCUGGGAAGGCACGAGUUGGACAAGUACCUGAAACUCAAAGUGGGCCCGGCCGUGAAGCUCUACUCUUUGAUAGUCAAUCUGCGCAUUGCGGUGGUCUGCAAGUUUGAAACAAACACCACGGGUUUGGAAAUCAAUGGCAGGACUACUCCAAAACCUCUUCCUGCCAAGAAACAGGAGCAGCAGAAGCCCCUUAGCAAUGGCUACAAAAGGGAGCUUGAAAAGGAGAUCUCCUCCUCCUCCGACGAGCUGGACAGCGAGGACUUCCUCAGCGUCAAGCCGAGCAGCCUGGUGAUUGACGAGGACGCCGAGGAUGGCGAUACCGAUGCCGAUGUGGUCAUGGUGCCGCUGGAAGUGCGCAUGCCCAUGAGCACCGCUUCCUAGGACUUUAGAUUCCACAGGCAGCCAGCCUCCGUUAAUUGAUUUGUAAGAUUAUUUUGUUGCAACGGCCUCCGGGUAUUAAUAUUAUGCUAUAGUCUAUCUAUAUUUAUUCUAUAAGCCGAUCCGAAAUCGAUUAUGUUUGUUUUCCCCCUCCCGUUUAUCAUUCAAUAAAUGAUCCCUCUAGAUAUGUAAAA